AUGGCUGAGGCAGAAGUUGGUGAGCCGGUCCAAAAUGGAGAUGUAAAUGAGGAAGAAGUCAAAACUGAUACUCCAAAUGAAGUGACCGUCGACGCUACUUCCGGCGCUAUGGAAAGCAUAGAGCACAGUGAUGUUGCUGCAGAAGUGAGUGAAGGCACUUGGAAAAUUGACCACUUCUGGAAUAGUUCCGAGGAACAUUUAGUGCGGCUUCAUAGUGGAUAG
Messenger RNA from Gongylonema pulchrum, 222 nucleotides. The record is from the annotation of a GenBank genome assembly. NCBI's taxonomy places the organism in Eukaryota, Metazoa, Nematoda, Chromadorea, Rhabditida, Gongylonematidae.